AUGCCAGUCACCAUCUACCCAGCCCCUCACGGUGCAAAUGCGUUGACGCAAACAACAUUCGCCAAGACCGCCAGGCAGCUCCUUCCAUAUUCUGAAAAUGAACAAGUCAAGAACGAUCAUAUCAUCCAAUCUACCUUCAAGAAGCUCGAUGGAAAAAACUUAUCAUCUAUAAACAAUGGAUUUGUAGAUAGUGCAGUAUCAGCUUAUAACCAACAUUAUAAUCUGAUUAUUCGACCGGAAGAUGUCUGGUUCAGUAUCCUCACUCAAUUCAAUUUCAACGUCAACGCAAACUCGGAAAAGCUUCGUUCCACAUUUGUCGCGCAUGAAGGACAGAAAGAACUAAUCAUAGACGAUCUCAGCGACAUCAAAAGCAGAGAUGGAUCUGGAGUCUUCGGUGUAGAUUGGGGUAAAUUCUCCUUCAAAAUGACCAAGAUGAUUGCGCAGAAUAUCAAAGAUCCGAGCCUUCGAGAGUGGAUCCUGCCUACCUUCACAACAACUACCAAAGACGAUCAAACGGUCGCAUCCAUCAUUAUGAUGGCUACUCUCAAGAACUUCUUUAGUUAUGGAUGUGGUAUUGCGUGUGGAAUACCCUCAGUAACUUUACUGGGCGAGCAAUCUGAUUGGGAGCAGAUUUUGACUAAAGUCGAGCGUCUUAGCACGUUUGGUAAAGAACCGACACAAUGGCUUGAGCUACUACGACCGGUGUUGAAACGAUUCGUUUCCAAUUUUGACGCGCCGAAUUCCGACGAGGCGAAGGACUUCUGGCAAAAGAUUGCUCAUCGUUCCGGUGGUGGUUCGGGUCCGUCGUAUUUGAGCGGUUGGAUCACCGCUUUCUGUUUCUGGAAUACGAAGGGAAAAGCGUAUUAUGACCCAAAGUAUAAUCCACCGGCAGAAGGUGAUACUAUGCAUACCAUGGGCAGUGAUACCCCUGUGCUUGUGCUUGAUGGAGCAAGGUAUCAUAGAAUUGAGACUGAUGAGGUGCCAUCUGGGUGGGCUUCGGUGCCGGUGAAAUUGAUUGACGAUCUUGUCAUCACGGAGACUGUGAUGGUUGCUGGAUCUCUGGGAUAUGAGGCAUCAUCAAGCGGUAAAGAUCUGCACAAAAAACCAGGGGAGACGGCGUUGGAUACUCUGGCUCCGGUGACCGGAUGGUUCAUGUAUGAGACGAAGAGCCAAGAUGAGAUUGCGGCAGAGAAGACAGCUGCGAAAGAGGCAGAACUGAAGAGACAUGAGGAUCGUAUGAGGGAGAUCAAAGAGAACUAUAAGGUAGAUUGGUGA
Glarea lozoyensis ATCC 20868 is the source of this 1275-nucleotide messenger RNA. RefSeq lists its product as uncharacterized. The transcript has 3 exons. Lineage: Eukaryota; Fungi; Ascomycota; Leotiomycetes; Helotiales; Helotiaceae. The record is from RefSeq and is a predicted model, not a curated record. Bases 1 to 1275 code for a protein of 424 amino acids.